AAGUAAGUCUGCUCUUUUCCAAUGAAGAAAAAAUAUUUUAAUCAUUCAAAGGUUGUUUAUGGUGCAAGGAAAAAGAGAAAUGAAUUACAAAAAGAUGAUCUUAGGAAAAGUAAUUCCAUUCAAUCGAAUGGAAAGAAUACCAGACAUUCAUUGGGCGUUGGAAGUAUGGAGAAAAGAGAAACUUCCAUAAUACUCGAGUUGUGGAUAGAGUAUAUCAAAGAGUUGAAAAGCAGAAAUGUCAGGAUUUCAACUUUGGAGAAAUAUUAUUCAAAUAUGGAUUUAAUAUAUGAAAAUAUGAAUCAACGAAUAAAGGCUUUGGAAGAGAUGAUAAGCCACAAAGAGAAAGAAGCCAAGUGAAAGAAGAAUUUUUACUGAUAUCUUUAUUUUCAAUUCUUUAUUUACAAGGGUAAUGACGUAUAGCAAUAUGAGAGUUCAGGGAUAUUUAUAAAAAAAAUUCAUAACAUUAAAAAGAAUGGGUAACCCA
Messenger RNA from Saccostrea echinata, 484 nucleotides. RefSeq lists its product as uncharacterized. Lineage: Eukaryota; Metazoa; Mollusca; Bivalvia; Ostreida; Ostreidae. The record is from RefSeq and is a predicted model, not a curated record. The transcript is spliced from 4 exons. The coding region runs from base 22 to 357 and encodes 111 amino acids.